GCGAGCUUUUUUUCAGUGACAAGACUGACAGGCGAACAACACUAUUUUCUAACGAGAUUGUUCGGUGUAACUGAAAGAAAGCCGUAGGAGCCUGGAAAUCUGUGGCGAAAGGUUUGCACGAUAAUGGACGGCAUGAUAUGGGACGUUUAGUGGACGGCGCAUAGCAGACAACGAGAGUGUAACAAGUAGUUGACAGUGGCACCCUUGUGAUCCCAGAGUGUGAGUGAGUGUGUGUGUGUGCGUGUGUGUCGGAGAGUUUGCCUUUUCACGUAGGUUGGGCUAUGACAUUGCCAGUGAUUCAGUUUCCAGUAAAUGUGGGAUUUUUUCGCGAGACUCAUCAAAGGGCCCACCAAUAACGAAGACGCAGCUCAAGGUGGCGAGGAGGGCGGCAUCAGGGGAUCGGCGGAAAUGGACCACCGCUUUACCACGCACGAGAACAACAGACACCCCAGGUCCAGCGAUGCAGACCUACAAGACACCAACGAAACGAAAAAGGCAAAGCAGAGAGCGUUCGUGAAAUGGCUGCUGUCCAAGGCGUUCAAUAACGAUGUGCCUCAGCAUCUUCGUGAGCCCUUCUACAAAGACUAUGAGAACCAGGAACACCUUAAGCCGCAGAUCGUUGGGGCCUUGGCGAAUGCGGACAUGUAUUGCCAGGCCCUGGGCAACAUCUAUUCGGAUCCGAAUUACCACAACUUCAAUCACGUUUCCAUUCAGCAGCUGCUCGUCCGCAAAGGGGUGUUCGUCGCCGAUCACAACGACUCCCAGUACACAGAAACCAACCUAAUACAAACGAAUCCACUCCGGAUGAGUGCACAUAUGGUGGUAGUGGAAUCUAUAAUGGUGUUAUAUGCCAAAGAAGUGGCGACAUCCGACCGUGUUGCUGCUGCUGUUCAGCGGUUUAGCAAUGGCAGAGAGGGAGAUCAUGGUGUGCCCGAGUAUCAUGAACUCAGCCUUUUAUAUUGGGUAGACUAUGCGAAUAACGCUUUAAUAAAACGAGUCACCGAAGAUAUAGCUGAAGGCCGCGUAACCAAUGGUACGGAUCGCAGUAAAUCGUUGGACAUCCCCAACAUAACGAAAUGGAGGGAUCUAUGCGAUGGCAUCGGAAUCGCCGGUCUGAUCUCCUAUUAUUGUCCCGAGAAGCUGCUCUGGUCGAAAAUUAAAAUAUCCGCGCUGCCCACUGUUCCAGAGAGUUUGCACAAUUUACGACUCGUUCAAGACUUUUGUUCUCAAUGCUUACCAGCCAAUGUGUUUCACAUGAUGCCUGAAGACAUAACGUACAUGAGAGGGUCUAUGAAGCAAAUACUGAUGGUCUUUCUAGCGGAUUUAUUUAAUUUCUUGGAAAUCCAUCCUGUCGAUUGUGUACGCUAUCCUGGUAUGGAACGGGCGUCAUACGAGGGUUUCCCGGCGCGUAAUGCCCACGGAGUGGCGCACAAACGCAACCUGCCACCCACGGUCAUGACUCCCAUACCUGACCUACGGAGUGGUCUUGACGACAUCGUCGCACCACAACCAUUCCAAGUAUCUCGUACUCCAACGCACCAGCCAUUGAGAAAGACUAGUUCAUUGCAACAUAGUGUUUCUGAGAUGAGUGAGGAUAGUUUGAGGCGUGGAUCCGAGGAUUCGUUCGUUGUCCAUCGUGGAAAGAAUAUACCGACGUUGAAUUCGAUGAUAAACGAUGAGCCCUUAGUGCCGGCACGACUACGUGCCAACAAGGAAAAGAUGAAUUCAGAUACCAAAGCAGAUGAACGGGGCGAUAGCAUGGCGGCGGGAAGGCCGAGCAAUUGGAACGAGAACAAAAGGACCUAUGCUGGUCGACGGUCCCGUCGCAACUCUGUUUCGGAUGACUCGCAGCUCACAAUCGAAAAUUUUGGUGGUAGUCAGGAUAAUCUGAAUUUCAUUGGAAAAAAUCCGGAUAAAGAGGUAGGAGCACACGUUGGUCGUAAAAUCUCAGCACCGGCCCCUCCAAUCCCAUUUGUUAAUAAUCCUGCUGUUCGUUCGACAUUGCAAGAUGCCCGCGGUUCUAUUCAAUUGGGCUAUGACAAUGGUUGCGAAAAACACGAGACUGAACGAGAAAACUUUAAACUGAAACGUCAACUGAGUAGUGAUGACAUGACACUACGCUCGAUGCAAGAACGUAACAAGGAAAAUAUGGUACAAGAUGUUAUCGAUGGCGAAGCUAACAAUAGGAUGUCUUUUGCUGAUGUUAAUAAAAAAGAUCCUGGUGGUAUUCAACUAGUCUAUAUGCAACAAGACAAGGAAGGGUUUCCUUCGAAAUCCAGUUUUAAAACGAACGGUAACGCCGGUGCCACUGAAAAGAAGACCACAACAUUCGCAACUCUUCCGAACACGACCACGUGGCAGCAACAAAGCUCUCAGCAACACGUGGAACACUCGAUCAAUAGAAGCACCUCCGAAGAUUCGAGAAUCGGUGGAAAUGAUCAUAUAGUCACAUCUCAACUUAGUGAUAUACGUAUGAAGCUGGAAGAGAAACGCAGGCACAUCGAGAACGAGAAGCGGAAAUCGGAGAUGGAAAUGAACAGACAACGAUUGAAAGUCGGAAAUGCUGCUUUUCUGCAAGCAGUUGUUAAGGGUAAAAGUGGAAUAGUGAAGUCGUCUUCGGACGCGAUGGUGGAUAGUUUGAUGGUUGGGGGCGGCGGUUCUGUGCCGAAUAGCCCUACACAGGUAAUCGCGGCUGCCCCCGCAGAACCUACUGCUGGGCCUAGUGCCCCAAAGUCACACACCUCGCGACCCCUAACACUGAAGGAUGAAAUUCCUAACACGGAGAUGAAGUGGAUGGAUGAAAACCAACCUUUUGUGGAGAACCGCCGGACACCAGACAUGGAUAAUAUGAAUAUGGAUACUUAUCAGCAAUCUAUCAAUUCUGUUGUGAAUUCUAGUCUCCAAGAUAUGCAGCGUCUGGCUUCGCAUCAACACCAAAUGCAGCUGGCGGCUCAAUACUACGCACAGCACAAUCAACUCCUGCAACAACAAUUAGUUCAACAGCAAUUAUAUAAUCAGCCACCGAUGUAUAAUCCUCUUCAGUCAUCGGCGAGUGCGCCGCACAUCCCACAAUCGCUCUACCAGCAAUCGCGUCUGCAAAACGAACCUCAAUUCUUCCUCCACGGCCAACAAGAAUCUCCCGUCCCUCAGUUAGUGGCUCCACAAAGACGCACUUGGUCCCAACAACCACAGCCGACGCCGCAGCCACCACCACAGAUUGUUCAUCCACCAGAAACAUACCAGCAGCCAGAGAUGCGCACUUGGGCUAAACCACAAAAUCCAAAUGCCUUCAUUUUGCACGACACCAGUAGUGAUCGUUACGACAAAUAUCAUGACAAUAGAUACCAUAAUGGAGGUGGCGAUCAUAGUAUGAAUCAUAGCGCCGGUUCUGCAAGUGGUUAUACGCUAAGUCAACAACACCAGUUGUACGGCAGUCAUUCAAAUACACCAAGCACGUCACCGCAACACCACCGACAACACCGUCAAUUAUCCCAAUUGAUGGAAGCAAAACGCUCUUCGCCGGUUUCACUCCAGAGUAUGGAGCCCGUCCGACCUGAACGCAAGAGCAACGUGAUUCACGCCCCGAUACCUGCGCCGCCUGCAGAUGAUAUGGAGCCGCAGAGUAUAUCAUUCAUUGGAAAGGACGAACAGAACACCGAAGGUCUUAGUCGUUUGAAUAUUACGUCUGGUAGUAGGACAUAUCGGAUACCAUCACCGACGAGGCCAUUGAUAACACGUAACUCGUUUCAACCGUCACCAUCACCACCCCUUUUAGAGAGAUCUGCAUCGCACGCCGCCGAUAUUAGCAGCCUUGACAAUCGAUCCGAUCCAAGUAGCCAGAAAGGAUUUUAUAUUAGUUUUGAUAACGAUGCACCGAAAAGACCUAAACCUCCACUGCGGACCAAGAAAGGUACUGCAUCACCGCGAAAAGAACGAAGUUAUGUAGAAGAUGAUGACCCUACACGUGAUCGCGAACGAGAGAGAGAAGCUAUGGUUGAAAAAAGGAAACAACUAGAAAGAGAGUUAGAACAUGAGCGACUGAAGAAGGAAUUGGAGGAUAAACGAAGAUAUGAAAAGAUGAUGGACAGACAGAACCGGGAAGCGACUAGUCAUGAAAUGGAUAAGGUUAACGCUGCAUCGGCGUUGGUUAUUGGAAACGAUCUCAGCAAUCCUGAUCCAGAUUUAAUAGAUGAGAGGGAAAAGAAGAAAGAACGCAUAUUAUUGAUGUCGCUGCAACGCAGGCAAAAACAAGAAGAAGCAAAAGCGAACAAAGAAGCAGAAACACAAGCUCGAAGGGAUCGGGAAAAGGCUAAGGAAGAUGAGAAGCUGCGGAAAAAGGAAGAGCAGGCAGCUAGGAGACAACUUAUACUCGAACAGCACAAAAUGAAAAAAGCUAUCGAAGAAGCGGAGCGGGAAGGCAAAGAUGUUGAUAAAUCUCUGCUGAACUCGUUGAAAGGUGUACCUAAGUUACGCGCUAAAGGUUCAACCGCUAGACCUCGUCCGAAGACGAUUCAUAUCGAUAGUGGAUCUGUUGAGAUGGCAGAGGGAAUUGGUUUACAACCAUCUCGUGGCAAAAAAGGUUCCAGCUCGAACCUCACUGCUAAUUCAUACCAUUCAUCCACUAUGAAACGGGACUAUUACAGAGGCUCUCAAGACAGUUUAGCUAGUAGUGGAUUGCUAUACAAAGAUUCCCCAGACGACAGCAGGGGAAUGUCUCCUUGUCAUAGUGCAAACCAGACAUUGGGGCGCCGCAGUUCAUAUAAGACUUCCCGAGACCCGUCACCGGCACAGACCCGAGGAAGGCCUAAGUAUUCCACUUAUCAAAACUUUAAAGGUCGCAAGUCAAACUCUAUGAUGAAUCUGUACGGAUCCAGUACUGAUCAAGAUAGUAUGGCUUAUCGUUUCGGAGAUACGGAUAGCGGCCUUGGAAGAGCGACUCCUCCACGCAGAGCACCAUCUCCAGGUAUGGGCCCAGUGCGACACCUGACGUCCCCUUCAUCCGGACCCGGGAGUCUUCCAGUCUCGAAGAGGAGAGGUGUCUUUGACGACGGAUCUAGUGACAUUAGUUCCACCCCUAGUAGCAUUUUAGAUUAUUCAGGUCCAAGACUUUACAAGCAGCCAGCAACGAAAUCGAACCGCAGCAUAAUGCACAAUGCUCUCGAGUACUGCGUCUUUCCAGGCGCCGUCAACCGCGAAUCCAAACAGCGUAUACUCGAUUGCAUCGCGAAAUCCGAGGUUAAGCAUUUCCUGUUGCUCUUCCGGGAUGCUGGCUGUCAGUUCCGGGCUUUGUACUCGUACUCUCCCGAUAUGGUGCCCGAGAGGGUGGAAAAACUUUACGGCACCGGCCCGAAACUUGUCGACGACAAGAUGUUCGACAAGUUCUUCAAAUACAACUCAGGUGGCAAAUGUUUUGCCCAAGUUCAUACCAAACAUCUGACUGUGACUAUAGACGCGUUUACGAUCCACAAUAACCUGUGGCAAGGUAAGAAAGUCAAUAUGCCGAGCAAGAAGGACAUGGCCCUCGUCAUCUAGUUUAAAUAUGCGCUUGUUGGUUUGUUUUACUGUACGUUCAUUUUAUUCGUAAUCAUUUGUGUCUCCCAUCAUCCUUCAUGAUACUCUCCGCAAGUAUGUACGUGUUUUAUUGCAGAAUACAAUAUUUUAAAUUAAUAUUAAAUAUAAUGCCGGAGGAGAAUUUAAAGGACACCGUCAAAUUGUUAUUUAGUCAUCUAAUAUUGUAUUAAUUAAUAUUAUUUUCGUUUGUUAUGCUUUACUUAAAUAUUAAGGCUUUAUUUAUUACUCGUGUUUUCGAAUGUCCUUGAGUGUUUUUCAUUUGCGAGAAAGGAAAGCCUUCAAAUUAAUUCAUAAAUGGAUUCACUUUUACUUUUUUUUUUAAAAAAAAAAUCAUUUUAAUUAUCGAAGAGGAAAAAAAAUUAUAAAAUAAACAAAAGAUGAACUAAUUGCCAAUGACCCAUCGUCUGAGAUAUUAGUUAGUGCCUACGAUAUUGUUUGUUUUCUUUUUCUUUUCUUUUAAAUUGAAAUACGUUUUAUUUUAAUUUAUGAUCAAGUUGUAUUAUUUUUACACAUAUUUUUUUUAUGUAAGCUCUCUUUCUCUCUCUAAUUAUACUUAUCUACACUAUUUACCAUUGAAUUACUUUCUUUUUGUGCCAGUUUUACUGUUUUCAUUUGAACGAUUUUACUCUAAAAUUGCAACAGGGUAACACGUUUUUCAUGUGACUUUGAAACGAUCUUCGUUUACAUAUGUCCCUGUUGAUUGAUGAAGAAACUGCCUUUGCUUUGUUUGUAUAAAUUUAGGAAUAUAAAGUCCAGAAGAAAAGGUAACAAUAAGAAAAGAAAAUAAUGUAAAUUUAUAUUUCUUAGUGUCAUUCCAUUGAUUGUAAUUUAUA
Molecule: messenger RNA, 6404 nt
Organism: Nicrophorus vespilloides
Lineage: Eukaryota; Metazoa; Arthropoda; Insecta; Coleoptera; Silphidae
Gene: Patronin
Product: patronin
Exons: 21
Coding region: 313-5532 (1739 amino acids)
Biological process (GO): cytoplasmic microtubule organization; negative regulation of microtubule depolymerization; neuron projection development
Cellular component (GO): microtubule minus-end
Molecular function (GO): spectrin binding; microtubule minus-end binding; calmodulin binding
Source: RefSeq, a predicted model, not a curated record